Molecule: messenger RNA, 993 nt
Organism: Sphenostylis stenocarpa
Lineage: Eukaryota; Viridiplantae; Streptophyta; Magnoliopsida; Fabales; Fabaceae
Source: the annotation of a GenBank genome assembly
AUGGAUUACGAACCACCAUUCCUGGAGACCUACAAGACCCUUUUGCAAAAACACGUUGGGGAUUCAAUGAAUGACUACUUCUGCUCUACAGUGGAGAGAUGCGAUAUACCUCUGAUCGACCUUGGGAAGUUGAGUGUUGAGAGGGAGGAAUGCAUGAGAGAAAUUUCAGAAGCUGCAAGAGAAUGGGGUUUCUUUCAAGUUGUUAAUCAUGGUAUUCCGCAGGAGCUGCUGAAGAGCAUGCAGAUUGAGCAAAAGAAAGUGUUCUAUCAACCUUUUGUGAACAAGUCAACACAGCAAGCUAUUUUCUCUACUUUAUCUGCCAAAUCUUACAGGUGGGGGAAUCCAUUUGCCACCAAUCUCAGACAACUGUCAUGGUCAGAAGCCUUUCACUUUUAUCUCAUUGACAUCUCAAGGUUGGACCAACAUGAAACUCUCAGAUCAAGCCUUGAAGUUUUUGCAACAAGAAUGUUGUCUCUGGCACAAAGCUUGGCGGAAAUACUAGCCUGCAAAUUGAAUGCGAAAUCGAACUAUUUUCGGGAGCAUUGCUUGCCGAAGACUUGUUUCAUUCGACUGAAUAGAUACCCUCCAUGCCCUAUAUCGUCAAAGGUGCAUGGCUUGAUGCCUCACAGUGACACCAGUUUUCUUACAAUCGUACAUCAGGACCAAGUUGGGGGAUUGCAAUUGAUGAAAGAUGGAAAAUGGGUUGGUGUCAAGCCUCAUCCACAUGCUCUGGUCGUUAAUAUUGGUGAUUUGUUUCAGGCAUGGAGCAAUGGUGUUUACAAAAGCAUAAAACACAGAGUGGUUGCUGCAGAGAAAGUGGAGAGGUUCUCAACGGCAUUUUUCUAUUGCCCAUCAGAGGAAGCAGUGAUUAAAAGCCAGAUGAAGCCAGCAAUGUACAGGAAAUUCAAUUUCAGGGAGUAUCGACAACAGACUGAGAAAGAUGUGAAGCACUCUGGGGAUAAAGUGGGCCUCGCCAGAUUUCUUUCUACGUAG